UCUUUGCAGGUUCAAGGAUUUGUGAUUCAAACAAAUAUUUGAAUUUGAAAUGUCCAAACUUGAAACAGAGAAACCAAACUCAACUUCAAGCACCAAAACCGAACAAGACGAUCCCCACAUUUCCAACAAAGAACAGUUCACCCAUAUCUCACCAAGAAGCCCUUUGAGCACACACACUCCUGAAAACGAUUCCAUUGAUUUAACCAUCAAUAGUCACAACUCUAUUGAUCAGCUAUAUGACAAUGUAUGUGAAAUGGAGAGCUCUGAUCAAUCCCCUUCAAGAUUCAGUUUUAUAUCAUAUGGUCAGGAAUCAAGAAUUGAUUCUGAGCUACGUUAUCUUGCUGGUGGCGGUUUUGCAAAAGACGAGCUUAGCAAAAAGGAAAACGUUGGUGAGAAAAAGGAAACCUCUGUAUCGAGUGAUGAAAAAGAAGUAGAAGAGGUGGAUGUUACUACACUUAAGAACAAGAAAACGAGACAAUUGUCACCUGCUAAAUCUUCGACUUCUGGAAAGCUUCCAAAACCAAAUCCAAAGAAGAAGUCAGGCUUAAGGGUUAACCUAAAGAAAAAUGAAAUGAAUUUGAAUAAAAAUGAGGACCCGAGGUAUCUUGGGCCAUAUUUACUUAAGCAAGCUAGGGAAGUAUUGUCAGCGGGUGAUGAUCAAAAUAAAGGACUCAGUAUUGCAGUAAGAGCUAUGAGGGCUAUUGAAAGUUAUCAGUCUGAAAAACCAGAUUUGGAAUAUGUUAUGUGUUUGCAUAUUGUAGCGGCAUUGUAUUGUGUCUUGAGAAAGUAUGAUGAAGCUAUUCCCAUUGUUGAAAAAUCGAUUGAGAUCACGAACAUUAAAGAAGGAAAAAAACAUUCGUUGGCUAAGUUUGCAGGGUGUAUGCAGCUAGGUGAUACGUACGCAAUGCAAGGAAAUAUUGAGAAAUCUAUACUUUGUUAUAAAGCAGGUUUGGAGAUUCAGAAACAUGUUUUGGGUGAAUAUGAUGCUCGGUUUGGUGAAACGUGUAGGUAUGUAGCCGAGGCUCAUGUUCAAACUAUGCAGUUUGACGAGGCAAAAAAGUUAUGUAAAAUGGCUAUCGACAUACAUGGAAAGAACGGAAUGAGUAAGUCGUUAGAAGAGGCUGCAGAUCGGAGGCUUAUGGGGUUUAUUUGUGAUUCAAUGGGAAACUAUGAAGCUGCAAUCGAGCAUUAUGUGUUGGCCCGUAUGGCCAUGUCAGCAAAUGGGCAUGAUUCUGAUGUUGCUGCUAUUGAUGUUUGUAUAGGUGAUGCUUAUUUAUCAUUAGCUCGUUAUGAUGAAGCUAUUUUCACUUAUCAGAAAGCACUCAACGUGUUUUGGUUAACAAAAGGAGAGAAUCAUCCGUCAGUAGCUUCGGUUUAUGUUCGUUUAGCUGAUCUUUACAACAAGAUUGGGAAGUUUCGGGAAUCUGAAACAUACUGUGAACACGCAUUACGUAUUUACAUCAAGCCAGCUUCCGGAAGCCAAAGCGACGAAAUAGCAAAUGGGCUUAUUGAAGUUUCUGCCAUUUAUGAGUCCAUGAAUGAACUAAACCAAGCACUUGACUUACUGAAGAAAGCACUCAAGGCUUACGGGACAGCUCCUGGUCAAUUGACAACGGUAGCUGGAGUUGAGGCUCAGAUCGGCGUUUUAUGUUACAUGAUGGGCAGUUAUUCUGACUCGUAUGAUUACUUUGAAGCUUCCAUUUCAAAGUUUCGGGCUGCUGGGGAGAAGAAAUCUGGAGUUUUCGGGAUUGCUUUGAACCAAAUGGGACUAGCAUGUGUGCAGAUUAAUUGGUUUGAGGAGGCUGCUGAUCUGUUUGAAGAAGCUAGAAGCGUUUUGGAAACAGAAUACGGACCUCAUCAUCCGAAUACACUUGGGGUUUAUGUCAAUCUUGCUGGUACCUAUGAUGCAAUGGGCAGGUGGAAUGAUGCAAUUGAGAUAUUGGAUUAUGUUGUUGUCAUGAGAGAGGAGAAACUCGGAACAGCAAACCCAGACGUCGACAAGGAGAAACGAUGGCUGGCCGAGCUGCUAAAGGAAUCUGGCAGGGAUCGGAGCAAAGGAUCCCGGCCACUUGAAUUCCUUCUUGAUGCCUGAUCAGCCACUUCUUCAUACAUUUGUGUUUAACAUACUUUUGUAGCCUUUUUUUUUUUUCCUAUUUCUAAAUCACAAUUAACUUCGGAACCACACUAUUAGCCGCUUAUACAUACAUACCUGAAAGUGUAAUUCAUAUAUUAAUUUUUUAUUAUUUAUUAAAGUAACUAUUUUUAGUAA
Molecule: messenger RNA, 2269 nt
Organism: Erigeron canadensis
Lineage: Eukaryota; Viridiplantae; Streptophyta; Magnoliopsida; Asterales; Asteraceae
Product: protein KINESIN LIGHT CHAIN-RELATED 2-like
Exons: 2
Coding region: 50-2092 (680 amino acids)
Molecular function (GO): protein binding
Source: RefSeq, a predicted model, not a curated record